This is a messenger RNA of Setaria italica (foxtail millet), 1255 nucleotides long. Its product is annotated as protein MAO HUZI 4, chloroplastic. NCBI's taxonomy places the organism in Eukaryota, Viridiplantae, Streptophyta, Magnoliopsida, Poales, Poaceae. The record is from RefSeq and is a predicted model, not a curated record. The coding region runs from base 34 to 1152 and encodes 372 amino acids. The transcript is spliced from 6 exons.
ACAGGGGGCAGGGGGUAGCCCCCGCCCCCUCACAUGGCUGUGCGUUGCUUUUGCUUGACUCGUGAUGCAAUGGAGUCAGCGCCAGCAAGAUGCUGGGUUGGGUUGGUGCGGCCGGUGCGCCCUGCCCACGCGUCGGCCGCCACCGCCCCGGCCGACCUCCUCCGGCGGGGCCCCCUCCACCGCCCCGCCCAGCAUGGCAAGGCAGCGCGCGCGAGUGGCCUAGUAGAUGAGUGCUGCGGCACGCCGAGCCCGGGUCGCCUGAGUGUGCUCGGCACUGUCGCAGCGGUUACAAGCUACAACUACAAAGGCCACUCACCAGCGCCCGGCUCGAAUGGCAGCUCACCACCUCCCCCACCUGUCCUCCCCCGCGCCCGCUCCGCUUCGGCUUCCUCCCGAGACGUCCUCCCCCGCGCCCGCUCCUCUUCGGCUUCCUCCCGAGACGACAUGGCGCCCUCCUGGGCGUCCCCGUCCGCCCUCGCGCUCACCUCCGGCACGCGGGUCAGCCUCCCGCUGGCGCUGGCGCUGCGGCCGCGGCCGGAGUCGCGUGGCCCGCGCGCGAGGCUCCACUCGUCGACCGCCGCCGCGUGUUCCUCGUGGUCGCGCCCCCUGCUGCCCGAGCUCGCCGCGGUGUCCCCUCGUGCCGGCACCCGCCGCGGCGCUGGCAGGGCGCCGCCGCUGUUCCGGCCUCGCGCGUUGAUGACGACGUCCCAGAUUGCUAGUGCCGCCUUCACAUGGGGCACCGUCGCCGUCCUCCCCUUCUACACCCUCAUGGUCGUCGCCCCCAACGCCAACAUCACCAAACGCACCGUGGAGAGCAGCGCCCCCUACGUCGCGCUCGGCCUCCUCUACGCCUACCUUCUCUACCUGUCAUGGACACCGGACACCCUGCGCGCCAUGUUCGCAAGCAAGUACUGGCUCCCUGAGUUGCCGAGCAUCGUCAGGAUGUUCGCGAGCGAGAUGACUGUCGCCUCUGCGUGGAUCCACCUCCUCGCCGUCGACCUCUUCGCGGCAAGGCAGGUGUACCACGACGGCCUCAAGAACAACAUCGAGACCAGGCACUCGGUCUCGCUCUGCCUGCUCUUCUGCCCGGUUGGGAUCCUGGUUCAUGUGGCUACCAAGGUACUGGCAGGGGCAGUUGGCCGCUCACAUUGAUGAUUGGAAUUGGGUGGUUGUAUGUAGGAUUCCAUUGUUUAGCUGGUGGAUUUUGUGAUUUGAAUAUCAAUAAAAUUGAUUCAGUGUGCCGAUUCUUUUCAUA